Tauraco erythrolophus (red-crested turaco) is the source of this 321-nucleotide messenger RNA. The record is from RefSeq and is a predicted model, not a curated record. Lineage: Eukaryota; Metazoa; Chordata; Aves; Musophagiformes; Musophagidae.
AUGGCAUCUCCCCUGGAGCAGGCGCUGGCCGUAAUGGUGUCCACCUUUCACAAGUACUCGGGGAAGGAGGGGGACAAGUACAGGCUCAACAAGCAGGAACUCAAGGAGAUGCUCACAAAGGAGCUGCCCAGCUUCAGUGUAAGUGCGGGGCAUGGGAGGGAAACCAGUGAGGCCAGCUUGCAGCAGCUCAUGAGCAACCUGGACUACAACAGCGACAGCGAGGUGGAUUUCCAAGAGUACGUCACCUUCCUGGCUUGCAUGGCCAUGAUGUGCAACGACUUCUUCCAGGACUACCCCGACAAGAUGCCGCGCAGGAAGUGA